GUAUUUGUAUACAUAGUUACUUGUUUUCAAUUUGCAAUUUACCCCCGCCGUAUAGAAACAUGGAUUUUCAAAACAGACCCGGCGGUAAAACCGGCAGUGGGGGUGUCGCUUCAUGGUCGGAAACUAAUCGCGACCGCAAGGAGCGUCUUCGCCUACUUGCCUUGGAAACAAUCGACUUGAAUAAGGACCCUUAUUUUAUGAAAAAUCAUUUGGGUUCGUACGAGUGCAAGCUUUGUCUGACUCUUCAUAACAAUGAGGGCAGUUAUUUGGCCCAUACACAGGGUAAAAAGCAUCAAGAAAACUUGGCACGACGUGCUGCUAAAGAAGCCAAGGAAGCGCCAUAUGUGCUUGCGCCAGAAAAACCGCGUGUUGAACCGAAAAAGUUUGUAAAAAUAGGUCGCCCCGGUUAUAGAGUGACUAAACAACGUGACCCAAGCAAUGGUCAGCAAUCCUUACUUUUCCAAAUCGAUUACCCUGAAAUCACUGAUGGUAUCAUCCCACGUCAUCGGUUCAUGUCCGCUUAUGAACAAAAAAUUGAACCCCCGGAUCGUAAAUGGCAAUAUUUGCUCUUCGCCGCUGAGCCAUACGAGACCAUUGCAUUUAAAGUUCCGUCACGAGAAGUAGAAAAAACCGAGGGGAAAUUUUGGACACAUUGGAAUCGCGAUACGAAGCAGUUUUUCCUACAAUUUUCAUUUAAAUUCGAACCAAAAAUCAUCCCACCACCUCCACCACAAUUACAUCGUGCACUGGGCCCUGCUGGCGGUUUCCCGAUGCCUGGUCCACCACGUCCGCAUCACAUGUUCAAUGGUGUGCCACCGCCACCACCAAUGGGUGUGCUUCCUGUACCGCCGCCACCCAUGUGAGAGGAGGAAACAACUCCCGUCAGCAGUGGCAAUGGCUGAUUGCUGCGGAAGUUGUAUUAAAAUUAAAUUGCGGAUAAGAUUUCUAUAUAAAAAAGUGAACAUUUUGGUGUCAUAAAAGAUCAAAAAUACUGUAUUAAAAAUUAUAUAUGUAUGUACGCUGAUUAAUUCCAUCUCACACCAAUAGUCCUCAAAAUAUAAAACAGUUAUAAAAAAUUAAA
Messenger RNA from Rhagoletis pomonella (apple maggot), 1081 nucleotides. Its product is annotated as splicing factor 3A subunit 2-like. Gene Ontology annotation, molecular function: nucleic acid binding; zinc ion binding. Bases 60 to 863 code for a protein of 267 amino acids. Gene Ontology annotation, biological process: spliceosomal complex assembly. The transcript is spliced from 2 exons. Gene Ontology annotation, cellular component: catalytic step 2 spliceosome; nucleus; U2 snRNP. NCBI's taxonomy places the organism in Eukaryota, Metazoa, Arthropoda, Insecta, Diptera, Tephritidae. The record is from RefSeq and is a predicted model, not a curated record.